CUCCAAUCAGUAAAAAUGAGCGGAAGAGGCAAAGGAGGAAAAGGACUCGGUAAAGGAGGCGCUAAGCGUCACCGUAAAGUCCUCCGUGAUAACAUCCAGGGAAUCACCAAACCCGCCAUCCGCCGUCUGGCUCGCCGCGGUGGAGUGAAGCGUAUCUCCGGUCUGAUCUACGAGGAGACCCGCGGUGUGCUGAAGGUCUUCCUGGAGAAUGUGAUCCGUGAUGCCGUCACCUACACCGAGCACGCCAAGAGGAAGACCGUGACCGCCAUGGAUGUGGUUUAUGCUCUGAAGAGACAGGGCCGCACUCUUCCUACAGUGAUUAACUUUAUGUCAGGACAACAAAUCAUGGCAAGAACCAAGCAGACCGCUCGUAAAUCCACCGGAGGCAAAGCUCCCAGGAAGCAGCUGGCCACCAAGGCUGCCCGUAAGAGCGCCCCGGCCACCGGCGGAGUGAAGAAACCUCACCGUUACAGGCCCGGUACCGUGGCUCUCAGAGAGAUCCGUCGUUACCAGAAAUCCACCGAGCUGCUGAUCCGCAAGCUGCCCUUCCAGCGUCUGGUCAGAGAAAUCGCUCAGGACUUCAAGACCGAUCUGCGCUUCCAGAGCUCCGCCGUCAUGGCUCUGCAGGAGGCCAGCGAGGCUUACCUGGUCGGCCUGUUCGAGGACACCAACCUGUGCGCCAUCCACGCCAAGAGGGUCACCAUCAUGCCCAAAGACAUCCAGCUGGCCCGCCGUAUCCGCGGAGAGAGAGCUUAA
Molecule: messenger RNA, 756 nt
Organism: Scomber scombrus (Atlantic mackerel)
Lineage: Eukaryota; Metazoa; Chordata; Actinopteri; Scombriformes; Scombridae
Product: histone H3-like
Exons: 4
Coding region: 16-756 (246 amino acids)
Cellular component (GO): nucleosome
Molecular function (GO): protein heterodimerization activity; structural constituent of chromatin; DNA binding
Source: RefSeq, a predicted model, not a curated record